Molecule: messenger RNA, 1107 nt
Organism: Anopheles marshallii
Lineage: Eukaryota; Metazoa; Arthropoda; Insecta; Diptera; Culicidae
Gene: holn1
Product: CD2 antigen cytoplasmic tail-binding protein 2 homolog
Exons: 2
Coding region: 1-1107 (368 amino acids)
Cellular component (GO): U5 snRNP
Molecular function (GO): protein binding
Source: RefSeq, a predicted model, not a curated record
AUGUCCAAGCGUAAAGCGAGCUCCCAGUACGUUGUGGAGGAAGAUAAUUAUCUGGACGAUUUGGUGCGCGAUAAACAGAACAAUCAACCCUCCACGAGCAAGCAUACGCUCGAUUCCGACGAGGAAGACGACAGCGGUGACGAUGCUCCAUACAACGUGCUGGAUGACAAUGAGAUCAUGGGCGAGGAAGAUGGGACCGCACGAACGGAUGGAGAGACGAAGUUUACCCCGUUCAACAUGAAGGAAGAGAUGGAAGAAGGUCAUUUCGAUGCGGAUGGACACUAUCUGUGGAAGAAAACCGUCGAGGUAAAGGACCAUUGGUUGGACAACAUCGAUUGGGUGAAGGUGAAGAACGAUCCCAACUACAAGGAACGACCGGAGAAGGGAGAAGAGCGAGGGCUGGCAGAUUCUGAUUCAGACGACGACGGCGACGAAGACAAGGCAGGUGGCAGUGCAAAGUUUGAUGAUAUUGGCACUUAUAAGCAGAUGCUCGAGUUAAUGGAACCAAAGGAAUCGGUGAAGCGAGCCCUACAACGAUUGGGCAAAGGAACGGCCAAACUGACGACCGCUCAACGCUGGAAGCUGAAAAAAGAAGGAAAGUCACCUGAUGAGCAGAGUGCAAAGAUCACUAAGCUUACACAGCUGUCGAACGAUAUACUUACGAACAAUGGUAAUAUGGAUGUGUACGAGGAAACGUUUGAAAUGAUACAGAAGAAGGUGUCCGACGCGGAGAAGAAGAAAGCAGCCACAGCAGAUCCCGGAGACGAGCUAGACAUGUAUGCGGAUGAUUUCGGCAGUCGGGAACAGAGUAAACUAGUUGCAGAUACCGGUAAAGAUACAGACAAGGUCAGAGAUUCCAUCUCGCAGCAGGAGAAUGACACAACGGAGAACAGUACCGAGCAGGAAAGCGAAAAGAAAAAGAUACUUAUGUGGGAGUAUAAAGAGCAGCAGGAAAACGAUACGGUUCUGGGUCCCUACACAACGGAGCAAAUGCAAAAGUUUGCAGAUGAAGGACGCUUCACUAGCGGAGCAUUCGUACGGAAGGUCGAUAGUGAUGACGCCCGGUUCUACUCUGCAGCAAGGAUUGAUUUCGACCUGUACCUGUAA